ACAACAAAAUGACAGCAUCAGAUGGAUUAUUAUGGGUGUUGGCAUGUGCUGGUGUAAUUCUGCUUGUCAUGUCAGUAGCAAGAAUUAUUCAGGCAAAAUGCUUUACAAAAGGUCAUUCAGUUGAACAGAAUUUAGAAUUUCCAGGAAUGCAAGUUGAGUCUUCAAUUAAUGGAACCUGUGGUUCCAGAAUUGAGAAAUUCAGCAGGAUUGUUGGUGGAACAAACUCGGAAAGUGGUGAAUGGCCCUGGCAAGUUAGUCUCCAGAUUGGAUCUCAUGCGUGCGGUGCUUCCAUCAUCUCUGACAGUUGGCUCAUCUCUGCUGCUCACUGCUUUCAAAAUGCUUAUGGAGAUCCUUCGCUCUGGAAAGCUUACAUGGGGUCAGUUUUUGUUGGACGAGGUCUAUCGAGAUCCAUCAGUAGAAUCAAGAAUCAUCCCAACUUUAGCUUUCCUGUAAACUUUAACAAUGAUUUUGCAGUCCUGGAGCUUUCCUCUCCCCUUAUCUUCAAUGACUUCAUCCAGCCAAUUUGCCUUCCAUCAAGCAGUAAAAUCUUCCAUGCUGGACAAAAAUGCAGAAUCACAGGAUGGGGAAAACUUGCUUAUCAAGGAUCAUUUGCAACAAUCCUUCAAAAAGCAGUAGUGAACAUUAUCAAUGAUCAACGAUGCAAAAGGAUCUAUAAAAAACUUGUCAGUGAAAAUAUGAUCUGUGCCGGUAUCUUAGCAGGAGGAAUUGAUGCAUGUCAGGGCGACUCAGGAGGUCCAUUAGUUUGUGAGGAUGCUGAUAAGACUUGGUUUCUUGCUGGAAUCGUGAGCUUUGGAAUUAAAUGUGCCAGUCCUAACAUACCUGGAGUGUAUGCUCGGGUUACAGCUGUUAGAGAUUGGGUGAAGCACGAAACUGGAGUGUAAAUUUCGACAAAUCCUGAUCCGACCUUCUAUUUUAUUCCUAUUGCAUGAGCACUGUUUCUAAAAUUUAUUC
Hypanus sabinus (Atlantic stingray) is the source of this 972-nucleotide messenger RNA. RefSeq names its product transmembrane protease serine 11C-like. The record is from RefSeq and is a predicted model, not a curated record. Gene Ontology annotation, molecular function: serine-type endopeptidase activity. The transcript is spliced from 6 exons. The coding region runs from base 9 to 902 and encodes 297 amino acids. Lineage: Eukaryota; Metazoa; Chordata; Chondrichthyes; Myliobatiformes; Dasyatidae. Gene Ontology annotation, biological process: proteolysis.